AUGGCUAGAACCAAGCAGACUGCCCGUAAGUCCACUGGUGGCAAGGCUCCCCGUAAGCAGCUCGCUUCCAAGGCCGCUCGUAAGGCUGCUCCCUCUACCGGUGGUGUCAAGAAGCCUCACCGCUACAAGCCUGGUACCGUCGCUCUGCGUGAAAUCCGUCGCUACCAGAAGUCCACUGAGCUCCUGAUCCGCAAGCUGCCCUUCCAGCGUCUGGUUCGUGAAAUUGCUCAGGACUUCAAGUCCGACCUCCGCUUCCAGUCCUCUGCCAUCGGUGCUCUCCAGGAGUCCGUUGAGGCCUACCUCGUCUCCCUCUUUGAGGACACCAACCUGUGUGCCAUCCACGCCAAGCGUGUCACCAUCCAGUCCAAGGACAUUCAGCUCGCCCGUCGUCUCCGUGGUGAGCGCUCUUAG
Messenger RNA from Aspergillus thermomutatus, 411 nucleotides. RefSeq names its product histone H3 (gene hhtA). Gene Ontology annotation, molecular function: DNA binding; protein heterodimerization activity; structural constituent of chromatin. Lineage: Eukaryota; Fungi; Ascomycota; Eurotiomycetes; Eurotiales; Aspergillaceae. The transcript is spliced from 3 exons. Gene Ontology annotation, cellular component: nucleosome. The record is from RefSeq and is a predicted model, not a curated record. Gene Ontology annotation, biological process: rRNA transcription. Bases 1 to 411 code for a protein of 136 amino acids.